CCCGCGAAACAUCUACGGAAAAAAUCUGAACGCUCACAAUAGAGACAGUGUCCGCAGUGGACACACAGAGAACCGAAAGUUCCAGCAAGGUUUUGCUUCGAAUCAAUUACUGUUCGGUGACGGCGAGAAGUGUUCGGAACGCCUCCCCCGAGUGGGAGCGGCCAAUAUCCACGCUCUCGCCGCGUAUCAAACUAAUCUUGUUAAAUGUGAGUCAAAAGAUUCUUAAUAUUCACUCUGUCAAAACAUCUUGCUUGCCGUUUUCGUUGCGGCAUAUCGUGUGAACCGAUUGACGCGACACGCGUUCGUCAGUAAAGUGCCGCAGUUUUAUACCUAUACGUUUACGGUCAAUAAAUAAUGACUAUUAAGUUCGAGUAGUAGUACCUAUUGGACAAUCAAAUACUCUCACUCGUUGACUAUUUAUUGGGCAUUUAUUUGUAUAUUUCAUUUAAAAGUAUGCGGUCGUCAAGUUUAACAUUGUACAGUGGCUGUCAAUGCGACAAAGGAAAUCGGUGAAACGCAUCGUUGCAACGGCCACAAAAAGACCGGUGUUUGGUGAUGGUGAUCGUGAGGUGAUGGAGGAGAACUGUACCAUGCGGCCGUGUAGCACGGAUUUUAGCAUAGCCGCGAUUAUGUCUAGGCAUGGACGCACAAGAACUUCAUCCAAUAAGUGCAAGGAUCGGGACCCUCCAAACUGUAUUUCACCGCUAGAAAAAUUUGUAGAAACAUCAAGUUCAUCGGUUGCAUCCACGCCAGAGCCAGUCACGUUGGACUGUGCAAUGGUUUCUCAUCCCGUUGACUUGGAUAGCGGCCGCGAUUCUCCGGUAGACGUGUCCUCGACGUCCGAAUCUUCGGUCACCUGUCAUACGACCAGUCGGUCGUCACCGCCUCACAACCGUAAUCCUCUUCUGCAGGAACGAUGGAACUGCGAGGAGCUUAGAAAUGUAACCUGUCAUCUAGAAACCAAAGAACUGUGGGAUAAGUUUAACGACUUAGGGACGGAAAUGAUUAUCACCAAGACUGGGAGGCGAAUGUUUCCUACGGUAAGGAUCUCGUUCACUGGAAUUAGGCCGGAUCAAAAGUACGUCGUCAUUCUCGAUAUAGUUCCUGUAGAUAAUAAACGUUAUCGAUACGCUUAUCAUCGAUCGUCGUGGUUAGUUGCGGGCAAAGCUGAUCCACCCGCCCCAUGUCGGCUCUACGCUCAUCCCGAUUCACCCUUUACUGGAGAGCAGCUCAGAAAACAAGUGGUUUCCUUCGAAAAGGUUAAACUAACAAACAACGAAAUGGACAAGCACGGACAUUUAGUCCUGAAUUCCAUGCACAAAUAUCAACCAAGGAUACAUCUGGUUAAAAGGCAAGACGGUGCGUCAGGUCCCAUCGUUGAUCUUGAAAGUGAAGAAUAUAAAACCUUUAUUUUUCCUGAAACAGUAUUUACUGCAGUAACUGCCUACCAAAAUCAGCUG
Agrilus planipennis (emerald ash borer) is the source of this 1460-nucleotide messenger RNA. RefSeq names its product T-box transcription factor TBX20-like. The annotation marks the transcript as partial. Gene Ontology annotation, molecular function: RNA polymerase II cis-regulatory region sequence-specific DNA binding; DNA-binding transcription factor activity, RNA polymerase II-specific. NCBI's taxonomy places the organism in Eukaryota, Metazoa, Arthropoda, Insecta, Coleoptera, Buprestidae. The transcript has 4 exons. Gene Ontology annotation, cellular component: nucleus. The record is from RefSeq and is a predicted model, not a curated record. Gene Ontology annotation, biological process: regulation of transcription by RNA polymerase II; heart development; cell fate specification.